ACCCACCUCAGUAAUGGAUCCCAAAAAAUUAGGGUUAGCAAAAUCUCAGUUGCAGGGGCAAAACGAGGGGAAUGGCUAAAGGAGCCGAGCAUUCCCGAGCACAGCACAACAUGCGUGCGGGUCCCUGCGAGGGAGGGACCACCGCAUCACUCCGGAUCAAGAGUGGAGGAUUGAAUCAUGGAAGCCGUCGAUACUGUAGUGAGGCCCGUGAAGGACUUCGCCAAGGAUAGCAUUCGCUUGGUCAAGCGGUGCCACAAGCCCGAUCGGCGAGAAUUCUCUAAAGUGGCCAUCAGAACCGCUUUAGGGUUUAUCGUUAUGGGCUUCAUUGGAUUUUUUGUCAAGCUCAUUUUCAUCCCUAUCAACAACAUCAUUGUUGGAUCUGGAUAGUGCAGUGCUUGGUGAGUUUUCUGGUUUGAAAAAGGUUGAAGAUUAGCUCAGUCGAAGGAGUUUCGGGUAUGUUGUUUAUUUGCGUUUUUCUUAACCGCAAAGAACACUCCGAGGGCUACGUAAACAUGGCCAUCUGCACGGCAUAAAUGUGCACCUCAAGGCCUCAAGUUCGUAUGGUUAUGCAGCUCUAUAUGUUUGCUUCAUAGUUUCAUUAAUAUUGGAGUUGAAUUUGCUGUUUCAGAUUUUGCUGGGUCUAAUAUUCAUUAAUAGCAGACACCGAAGAAUUAGGUCACUGUUAUGACCUGGUUUUAGAUUGUUCGAGUGAAAGUUGGCUCUUUCUUGUGCUUGACCACAUUUUCUGGCUCUCUUUCGCUGGAACCUAAAUUACGACCACUGUUUGGCUGCAA
Physcomitrium patens is the source of this 794-nucleotide messenger RNA. RefSeq names its product protein transport protein Sec61 subunit gamma. Gene Ontology annotation, cellular component: membrane. The record is from RefSeq and is a predicted model, not a curated record. Gene Ontology annotation, biological process: intracellular protein transport; protein targeting. Gene Ontology annotation, molecular function: transmembrane protein transporter activity. NCBI's taxonomy places the organism in Eukaryota, Viridiplantae, Streptophyta, Bryopsida, Funariales, Funariaceae.